AGCCUUGUGAGGAAAGUCAAAUACUACACAAGACUCAACGACAUCUCUUCUGAACCUUGUCACUUCACCCAAUUGUUCUAUUCGAAGACGCGAUUAUCGCAAGGUUCUCGUCAGGAAAGCAGAAGGAUACUUAGUUACAUUUUUAUUCAGCGAGCAUUACACUGAAGCAAUCCCAUUUUCCAGUCAUCCAGAAGAGGCCAGAUCCUGAAAGCACCAACUCAUUCUCCUUUCUCAAAUUCGGCAUCAUCCUUUUACCUCACACAUAAUGGCACAGAAAGCGAAAAAGGACCGAGCCAAGGCCAAUAUCCAAGCCCUAAAUUACCUUCAUUAUGGGACAUUUCUCGUAAAUGCGCUAUUCUGCCUCUUCCAUUUUUUGAUACGAUCCCGCAAUAUGUGGGCAUACGUACUUCUCUCAAUUGCGCCGUGGAUCAUCGAAUGGUUCCUCGAACAAAAUAGUCGUCCCAAGUUCGAUCAAGCUGGCAAGAUGGUGUCUGCAGGUGAAGAUCUCGCCGCACCAGGAUUGACAGAAUAUAUGUUCGACAUUAUAUGGAUGCAUUGGUUAUCAUUGUUCGCCGUUAUUAUAUUCGGCAAUUGGGGAUGGCUCAUAUUCUCGGUUGUGCCAAUUUAUGGACUUUACAAGGUCUUUGGUCUAUGGUCUGGAGCAAAAGGCAUGAUGGGUAGUGGGCAGGGAGCACAAGCACCUGAAGAACAAAUGCCUGCUGCGGGUAAUAGAAGACAGAGAAGACAGUAAGGUCUGUAAAUUUGAUGGUUUGUGGCUCCAAUCAAGGGCACGCGAGAUAGGAAUUUUCCAUUCUGGGUGGUAUGAGUGUCGUACA
Messenger RNA from Sclerotinia trifoliorum, 836 nucleotides. NCBI's taxonomy places the organism in Eukaryota, Fungi, Ascomycota, Leotiomycetes, Helotiales, Sclerotiniaceae. The record is from the annotation of a GenBank genome assembly.